Lindgomyces ingoldianus is the source of this 951-nucleotide messenger RNA. Its product is annotated as RTA1-domain-containing protein. The transcript is spliced from 5 exons. NCBI's taxonomy places the organism in Eukaryota, Fungi, Ascomycota, Dothideomycetes, Pleosporales, Lindgomycetaceae. The record is from RefSeq and is a predicted model, not a curated record. Gene Ontology annotation, cellular component: fungal-type vacuole; plasma membrane. Bases 1 to 951 code for a protein of 316 amino acids.
AUGGCGAAACCAGUUGAUCAUCAAUAUCUCAUCUUUUUUGGACCUAACGCCAACUGCACGUUCGACAUAUGCACCGCCAGUGAAAGCGUCUACGGUUAUCGUCCAUCUCUCGCCGCAAACAUCACGUUUAUCGUGCUCUUCUCCGUUGCCAACCUUAUCCAUGUCGUUCAAGGUUUCCGAUGGACGACGUGGAGAUUCACAUGGUUGAUGAUACUCGGGUGCGCUCACGAGAUUACCGGCUAUAUUGCUCGCAUCAAGUUGUACUACAAUCCGUGGGCGUUUGUUCCGUUUCUAAUCCAAAUUAUCACAAUCACCCAAGCGCCAGUAUUCUAUUGUGCUGCCAUUUACAUCACACUAGGCCGAUGUAUUGCGCAUUUCGGCUCGGGAUUGGCCCGCUUCCCACCGAAAUACCUCUAUCGAAUCUUCCUUCCGUGCGACGUCGUCUCCCUCGUCCUACAGGGUGUGGGCGGCGCCAUGUCAGCUUCAUCCUCGGGGGACAGCAGAACAGGAGUCAACAUCGCAAUGGCAGGGCUAAUCUUCCAAGUUAUCACGCUUUUUGCCUUCUGUAGUCUGCUUGGCGACUUCUUUUUCCGCUUCAUACUUUCUAAAAAAGGGAAAAUGAUGACGAUACGGGAGAAAGUCUUCCUCGGUUUCAUCUCCCUGGCCACGUUGGCGAUACUAAUCCGAUGCAUUUUCCGCGCGCAUGAAUUAAAACAAGGUUAUCAUGGUGAGGCUGUUAGACGCGAGGAUCUUUUCAUUGGCCUUGAAGGAGUGCUCAUCGUUGUGUCCGUAUUUUCUCUCUGCGUUGGCCACCCGGGUCUCAUCUUCAAGGAUGACGGGAUGAAAUACAGGACCGUGGAUGGUAUCGAGCCACCGGGCGAGAGCGGCGAAUUGUUGAAAGACAUGAGAACUGAGUAUAACGGAGGUCGAACAACGAAAACUUCAGUGUGA